AUGGAAGUUCAGCGACCACUAAAUGAAUUUCAUUUAUAUCCCAAGCUUCCACUGGAACUUCAGGAUAUGAUCUGGAAGUUCUACAGCGCCUCAUUGCCUGACGUUCGCCACGAUCUCCACAAGCAUAAAAAUCGAGAUGAUGGUUCUACAACCUACCACUACAUGCGCUAUUAUCCCAAGGUUCUGGCCAAUAUAGAGACAAAGUUUCUUAUGAAGGAGGACGGAUUUUCAUCAGUUCAUGGAGCUUUGGCCAUGCCUAAAGCCGUUUUCUCCGAACAUCCUCAUCGAGUUGGUUACCCUGGAUCGAGAAACGAAGAGCCAUUAUAUGUCGCCGUUAAUUACGAAAAUGAUAUUUUCUCUUUUGCCAAAGCUUGCUGUCACUAUUACUACAUGGAAGAAUCGUAUGGAGAGCAGAUCGCAAACUGGUUCGGUCUCCCUGCGCAGCUCAUGAAGGAUCACGUUGAAGCACCGAAAGGUGAAACUCAGCUGGGAAUCUUCUCCGCUCGUCGACUGGCUUUUGGAAUCCAGGUAGUCUGGCACCCUUCACUCCCCACUUUCACAGAUUUCGACCUUCAGUUGCUACGGAAGUUCAAACGACUCAAGGAAAUCUUCAUUAUUGUCCUGGAACUCUCUGAGGUUCCAACCGCUAUCCGCAAUCGAGUAUCACCGCGACCAGAAGACCACCCUGUGUACGGAGGGUAUAUGGUUAUCGCGCACCUUGACGACACAGAGACUGCCCAGCUCUUAGCAGCCCAUGAUAACAGAAUUAGAGUUACAUAUGCUCUCGAUCUCGAAUGGCGGUCUGAUCCUUUCGUAGAGUUUGAUAUAUUCCAGCAAUAA
Messenger RNA from Xylaria bambusicola, 840 nucleotides. RefSeq lists its product as uncharacterized. Lineage: Eukaryota; Fungi; Ascomycota; Sordariomycetes; Xylariales; Xylariaceae. The record is from RefSeq and is a predicted model, not a curated record. The transcript is spliced from 3 exons. The coding region runs from base 1 to 840 and encodes 279 amino acids.